This is a messenger RNA of Esox lucius (northern pike), 1467 nucleotides long. Its product is annotated as regulator of G-protein signaling 20. Bases 117 to 785 code for a protein of 222 amino acids. Lineage: Eukaryota; Metazoa; Chordata; Actinopteri; Esociformes; Esocidae. The record is from RefSeq and is a predicted model, not a curated record. The transcript has 5 exons.
CUUGGUUAUAGGCUGCCCAGCACAGACUGAUGUGAUCGAGGCAAGAAUCACCUGUAUUCUGGCAUUCAUGGUGACACACCACAGUGCGGUGUUGUGUGUGCCUUGGUCUUCAGCCCAUGGGGUCGGAGUGGGUGCAAAUGCGCAAGAGACAGAUGCAGGUGCACCAGGAAGCCACGGCCAGUGUCCUCCAAUCACAGCACAGAAUGGGGAAUGUGCCCAACGCCUCCAAUGCCUGUUGUUUCUGCUGGUGUUGCUGCUGCAGCUGCUCAUGUCUGACUGUCAGGACAGACGAUGAGAAGAUUCAAAAAAACACCUAUGAGAGGAGGACAGAGGGAAUCGCAAACUGUGACGACAGCCCUAAGCCCACUCUGGAAGAUGCAACGACGUGGACAAUGUCAUUUCAGAGGCUCAUGAAGAGCCCUGCAGGGCGGAGCUGCUUCCGUCAAUUUCUGAGGACAGAGUUCAGUGAAGAGAACAUGAUGUUUUGGUUGGCCUGUGAGGAGCUCAAAAAGGAGACCAACAAAACUGUGGUGGAGGAGAAAGUGAAACAGAUCUACGAGGACUUCAUCUCAAUCCUUUCACCUAAAGAGGUGAGUCUGGACUCACAUGUCCGCGACGUGAUAAACAAGAACAUGCUGGAGCCCACAUCCCACACAUUCGAGGACGCCCAGCAGCAGAUCUACACAUUGAUGCAGAGAGACUCAUACCCACGCUACAUAAACUCUACAACCUAUGCCGAUCUCUUGCGGGACCUUGCGGAACCCCCACCUACCACAGAGCCAUAGACUCACUAUCCAGCAACACUCACCCUAUAUAGGUGACGGUUGUGUCACAAUUCAAAAGAGAUGUUAGGUCCAGCUUUCUGUUGUUCCAAUGUAGAUUGAUCAUAAGGUUGUAUUUACGAAACUGUCUUUAUUAAGGCAAAACUAGUUGUUUACUGCCUUGAAUAUUGGCUUUCCAAAAACCCUCAAAGGGAGCGAGAAUAUACACUAGAUUUCAGAUUGCAAGAUGUUUCCAAAUAUAUUUAUAUUUUUAUAUAUUCCCUAGAGCUUGACAUUGCACUUUUCUAAUUUUAUGAGGGGAAAGCAUGUUUUACCAGUGAACACUGCAGUCCUGUUACAGUGUAUGGUCAGCCUGAAAGCGCUCUCACUUCUGCUUAGUGUCAUUUGGCGUCACUUAAUGUUAAGAUAUGGGAAAGUGCCUUGGCAUUAGAUAUCGUUUUCAACGACACCUUUAACGUAGUUUCAAUAAAAUAACACAAAAAUGGUGCAACAGUUAAACACAAUUGAUAUUAAAUGGUGGUGCUUUCAGCUCUUCUCAACUAGUUUAGGUACAGUGUGAUAUCAAAAAAUUACUUGCCUGUGGAAAAGGAUACUGAGAUCCUGACUUAGUCCUAUUUUUUCACACUAAACGUUAACAGGAAUAUAUAAUAAUUAGUAUGUGACCAUUCAUAUACUACACGUGUAU